This is a messenger RNA of Lingula anatina, 3073 nucleotides long. RefSeq lists its product as uncharacterized. Gene Ontology annotation, molecular function: transforming growth factor beta binding; receptor antagonist activity; serine-type endopeptidase inhibitor activity. The record is from RefSeq and is a predicted model, not a curated record. Gene Ontology annotation, biological process: transforming growth factor beta receptor signaling pathway. NCBI's taxonomy places the organism in Eukaryota, Metazoa, Brachiopoda, Lingulata, Lingulida, Lingulidae.
UCCAUGCUUCAGAUACCACUAGUGGCCACAAGGAUAUAAUUUGCUCGUGAUAAGCUCGUCCAAAUAUUGUAUAGAGGUAUGUUCACACAAUACAGCAACCAAUGAGGAUAUAAUACAGUUAAUGGAAAUAUAUUUUGAACAUUAAUUGUAUGAAAACCUGUGAAACCGUACGGGAAUUGUCUCUCUGAAGAAAAGUGUAAAAAAUUCUCACAUCAGAACAACUUCUUAUAAAACCAGCGCUGUGUAUGAACUAAGAAUACGUGCGUCUGCGGCCAGACACAGGGAAAUCGCUUUGGUAUCCGUGGAUGUCGAUAAAAUAGAAAGUUAACCAAGGCAGAAUACCAGAAUGACCAGAAAAUCUACAUUAACAAUACUUGCACUGGCACAAGUGCUGUCUCUAAGCAGUACCCAGUGGACGUAUAAUACCUUCGGCCUUCGCCCCUACAACUCUGCUUACAGGCCGUACACUGGAGCAUACGCAAGGAACACAUGCCUGACGCUGCGAUGUAGGCUUGGAACAACAUGUGUGGAUGAUGCUUUUUAUGGAGCAAGAUGUGUUAGGAGUGCGACGCCCACCAAAGGACAGUGUGAGGAAGCCACCAGCUUGGGGUCAUGGUGCCCGCAACAGUUUGGACAGAGGUAUUACUACAACGCGGCGGCGCAGAAAUGCAUGGCCUUCUACUACUUGGGUUGCGGCGGUACCCGAAACAACUUUAAAACUAAAAGCGAGUGUGAAUCAACCUGUUUGUCGAAAUCAACCACCGACAGUGGUUUAGAGUGUUCGCUGCCUGCUGAUAGUGGUACUUGCUAUGGUUAUAGGACAAGGUACUAUUACAACCCGGGCAGUAAACAAUGCCAGUCGUUUGUUUAUGGAGGCUGUGGGGGAAACGCAAACAAUUUCGCCAGUCUGGCAACUUGUCAAGCUAAGUGCGUCACCAAAAGUGAGUGUUCGCUGCCUGCUGAUCGCGGCCCUUGCUAUGGAUAUAUGACCAGGUACCGCUACAACACGGCCUCUAAGCAAUGCCAGUCGUUCCUCUAUGGUGGCUGUGGGGGGAACGCAAACAAUUUCGUCAGCAUGGCAGCUUGUCAAGCAAAGUGCGGAGUUGCACAGACCAGUACUGAUGUGAGCUACUUUGGCGGGAGAGGACAGUUUACCCCACUUCAGGGCAACGCUGCAGUAUUUGGAAUACCCCGCUGGCAGCCGACGGGGGCAGUUUCUAUUGGAGGACCAAUCAAAUUGCAACCGGCACGGACUUGCGCAACGAUGGACUGCCCCUUUGGUCAUACGUGUGUGGAAAAAGACGUCCAGUGCAUCCGGGCACCGUGUCCCAAAGUGUCAGAAUGCAUUCUUUCUUCACCUGAAGCUGAGACCAGCUCAGAGACAGGAACGGAAGAGCCACCUUCAGAAUGCACUGGUGGACAGGUUUUGCAGAGGUGUGUCUCCCCAUGUAAGCAGCCUACUUGUAGGGACCAGCCGCAGAUCCACCUGUGGUCGUGCCUCAAGAAAUGUGGGGAGCUAAAGUGCGCAUGUCCUCCGGAGAAACCUCACUUUGAUUCAGGAGUGUGCAAGAGCUCUGAGGAGUGUGGAAGGGAAAGAGAAGAAAACCAAGCGCCGACAGAAUGCCCCCCGGGUCAAGUGUACAAGGAGUGUCCUUUCAUCUGCAAACCUACAUGUGAGGACCCUAAUCCAGAGUGUACAGACACCACGUGCCCACCCCCAGGGUGCGAGUGCUCUCAGUUCACGCCUAUCUUCUACAACAAUAAGUGCAUCUCGGCUGCAGAAUGUCCAUCUCCAGCAGAAAGAACGGAUGUCUCCACCGAGACUGCUGACCCAAUCCCUGUCAAGAAGCCGAUAGCAUCUUCAAAUGCCUGUCCUAUCCAGAACCAGGUGUACACACAAUGCUCCUCAAACUGUGAUGUGUCUCCGAGCUGCCAAAACCCUGAACCACGGUGUAACACGCGAAUAUGUGGACCACCGCGAUGCGAGUGCCCCAAGUCUGCGCCCAUCCUUUACGAUGGCAAGUGUAUUACCAUAGCUGACUGCAAACAGCUACAAGCGGUUGUUAUCAUGCCCAUGCCACACAAACCUCCCCAGGGACACGGCACUAACGGAAAUAACAACCAAGGUGAUGGAUCAAUGACCGUUUUACCCAUGCCGGAUAAAAAUGUUCUGCCAGCAAGCGAUGACACAGUAAGACCAGCCUGUCCGAUUCCUGGCCAAGUGUGGAAACGCUGCACAUUGAGUUGUGAUGCAGUGCGCAGUUGCGACAACCCCAACCCAGCGUGCGCCAAUUCGUGCGGCCCUGAAGGCUGUGAGUGCUCACAGUUCUCCCCGUAUCUCCACAAUGGAACUUGUGUGUCGGCCUGCCCAGAUGAAAGUCAAAUGACUUCUCAAAAUAACGAAUGCCCCAUUCCCGGCCAGCAGUACCAGACAUGUGCUUCAAUGUGCCCUGCUACGUGUGAGAUGCCAAAUCCUAUUUGCAUAAAGAUGUGUGCGCCGGCCCAGUGCCAGUGUGUCCAUCCAACACCUAUUCUAAAGGAUGGCAGAUGCAUUUCGGAGGCAGAAUGUCCAACGCCAAGCCCUUUGGUGGCGGCAGGAUCCUGUAGCGGCGGUAUGGAGUGGGUAGAGUGUUCCUCGCCCUGCACGAAAACCUGUGACAACCUGGGCGAGGCAUGCAUGGACACAUGCGGCCCUGCUAAGUGCCAGUGUCCCACUGGGACUGUCCUGCACUUGGAUCAGUGCAUUCCCGCUGAUAAAUGCCCCAGCAGCUAAAACACACACAGAUUAGUGCGUGGACACCUUGAGUGAUAUCUUGGUUUGAUGCGUGAAAGCUCAGUGUAUCUCUGCAGAUAUCAUUUAUUUAUUACGAUGCAAGGAAAACUCAAGAACACAGUAUUUCGGUUAAAAUGAUAUUUAUGUACGAAAUACGUGGCACAGACAAUUCAUAUCAUUCACCUCGAAGGCUUGGCAUAUACAGGCUUGGAUAUUGGAUGAUUUUACUGUUAGGUGCCUUUUUUAAACCAUCUGGCUCUUAUGACAUCAGGGCGACUAAGGGAGCAUUCACAUCGAGAA